Messenger RNA from Synchiropus splendidus (mandarinfish), 3671 nucleotides. RefSeq names its product la-related protein 4 (gene larp4aa). Lineage: Eukaryota; Metazoa; Chordata; Actinopteri; Syngnathiformes; Callionymidae. The transcript has 17 exons. Gene Ontology annotation, biological process: positive regulation of translation. The coding region runs from base 300 to 2597 and encodes 765 amino acids. Gene Ontology annotation, cellular component: cytosol; cytoplasmic stress granule. The record is from RefSeq and is a predicted model, not a curated record. Gene Ontology annotation, molecular function: mRNA 3'-UTR binding.
GAGUCCUCGCGGUGUUUGCUGGGACAUCUGAGGGCGCCGAGUGCGGAGCGAGCAGCCCUGUGUGUCCCCGGUGUCCGCUCCGCUUCGCGGACAGAGUCGUGUCGGAGUCAGCAUGUCCGCUCCGCGUGGUGCUCGCUAAUAUCGAGGAGGUUCGAGGCCAUUCGCUGGCUGAGCUGAGCUGAGCUGCCGGGCUAAAGCUGCUAGCUGACGGCUGCUGCUCGGUUCGGUCCAGUGUGUACCGGGCGGACUGGUGCGCAGGUGGUGGCAGGCGGGGCCGGAGGAACGCGACGGAGCGGCCGAUGAGUUCAGAGCAGAGCGAAGGUCCGCCGCCGCCGCCGCCGCUGCAGGAGGAGGAGGAGGAGGAGGCAGAUCCCGGAGCGAAGGACGCGGCUCCGCUGGGGGGCGGCAUGGUGACCUCGAAGGGCACCCCACUGAACCCCAACGCCAAGGUUUGGCAGGAGAUGCCCACCAUUGCCAGUGAUGUGACCGCGAGCCCUCUGUGCCCCUCCUCUAAUGUCAGCGAGGGUUACUCGGACAUGUCGUCUCCUGGCUGUAAGGCAUUACCAUUUGGAUUCCAAGAUCAGAUUCAGAGUAGUGCCACUUCUGAAACAGCGGUCAAUGGCAUGGACCUGCUGGAGUCCGGCUUUGACCCACCGGAGUCCAACACAGCAAGCUCAGGAGAUUCUAAACCUGAAGAACCCGUUACCUCUGAAAACCUCCGCGAAUCUCUGAAGAAGGAGCUGGAGUUCUACUUCUCGAGAGAAAACCUCUCCAAGGAUCUGUACCUGAUGUCCCAGAUGGACAGUGACCAGUUUGUCCCCAUCUGGACCAUUGCGAGCAUGGAGGGCAUCAAGGUUCUGACCAGUGAUGUGGAUCUGAUCCUGGACGUGUUGCGAUCCUCACCCAUCGUCCAGGUGGAUGAGAAGGGCGAGAAAGUGCGUCCCAAUCACAAGCGCUGCAUCAUCAUCCUGCGGGAGGUUCCAGAAACCACUCCAGUAGAGGAAGUAGAGUCCCUGUUCAAGAGUGACAGUUCUCCAAAGGUGAUCAGUGUUGAGUUUGCACACAACAACAACUGGUAUGUCACCUUCCAGUCGGACACCGACGCCCAGCAGGCGUACAGAUACUUGAGAGAAGAGGUGAAGACGUUUCAGGGGAAGCCCAUCAUGGCAAGGAUCAAGGCCAUCAAUACCUUCUUUGCAAAGAACGGCUACAGAAACGUGGACAGCAGCGCAUACUCGCAGCAGACACAGAGCCAGUCGCAGUUCAGCUCGCCGCUCUAUAUGCAGCAUGUAUACCCGCAGCAGCAGUAUCCGGUCUACGGCAUCGUCCCGCCCACCUGGACCCCAUCACCGACACCAUAUUUCGAAACUCCCCUGGCUCCAUUUCCAAACAGCAACUUUGUCAAUGGAUUCAGCUCGACAGGACAUUACAAGACCGGAUCUGGUCCAGUCAACAUCAGCCGACCAUUCAACAGGAACCGCGUCCCGCUCUACUCAAGAAAGAAUGUUAUCAAUGUCUUCAGAAACCAGUUGAAGCCACAAGUGAGGAGCAGCAGCAGCAGCAGCAGCAGCGAAGCCUCUGUCCCCCUGGAGAGUCUGACUGGGCUGCGAAGCCCACAACCCUCCCUCGCCAACUCCACCGCUCAUGUGGUCCAGACUCCAGCUGAGCUCGCAGUUGCCUUCUCUCAUCUCUCCUCACUGGAGUGUGGGGAAGACGUGAGCGCAGCAGCUCGUGGAAGAAGGGGCGCGGCAUUCAGAGGAAGCCGGAGGAGACGGGAGGACGAGCGCACCGCACGACUGCCGGCUCUCACAGAGGUCAAAGUGUCUCCUCCCAAGUUUGAUCUUGCAGCCACCAAUUUCCCUCCGCUUCCUGGCUGCGUGGUCAGCACUCAAGGAGAGCCAGUUCUGGAGAACCGGAUGGCAGACGUUGUGCGUGGACUGUACCGGGAAAAGACGGAGCGCGUCAGUAAAGACGUGGGUCCAGUUUCAGUGCCCGUCACGGAGCAGGUGCCGGUUUCAGCUGUGGGUUUGAGCGAGCCGCCGCCUGCAGCAGUGCCCUCGGGACUUUCGCUUCAGGAGAAAAUUCCCGAAGGCACCAAGCCAACCGGCCGUACCCCUGCUCAGACCCUGACCAGCUCGCCGUCCCAGCCUGUGACCCAAAGACCUGCCCCGACACAGGCUGCAACGCCGGUUGUUGCCGCCGCCGCUAGCGUCCAGGAGCCUCGGAAGCUGAGCUAUGCUGAGGUCUGCCAGCGGCCGCCCUUGCCCCCUGCAGCACCCACCCCCGCGGCUGCGCCAGGUCAGCCGCUCCGGGAACUCCGUGUCAACAAGGCAGAAGACUCCGCAUCCAGCUCUGGUCCAGGUGGCAAGAUGGAGAAGAACCACGACGAAGACGGAGACGGGGGCUGGGAAUGUAAAGAGGUGCGGUCGCCCCGGGAGACAGACUCUUCCUCAUGCUGCCGCAGUAACGGUCCCCGGGCCACUGGAGGCCUCAAGUUCCUGGAGCACAGGCGUGCUCCUCUGGUCCGGCGCAGCUCACCACAGGGUUACAGACACACGGGCAAAGAGCAGAACGUCCCGCCCGCCUCGUCCAAAUAAAGACUGCAGCUGAAGAGAGAGCUCUAUAUAUUCAUGGAUACAGACAAUGAUAUGGAGAGGUGGAGGACCCCCGUCAUCUUCGCCACGUGUUUCAUGAAGGAACCUGAAAUCAUUUAAAGUGCGAUUUGCUCCUCUGUGGUGCAGCAGGCGUCCUCGCCCUCCGGCCGCUUCCAACCAAGACCCCACACUUGACUGACGUCUGUCCAUCUCGUGAUUGUUGAGCAGAACGAUUGAAGUGAUCUGGCCAUGAUCCCGUUCCUCCUGCGGACUGAAGCAUCGCGUGUGGUGCCAUGUUUUUCCACGGCUUGGUGCUGCUCCCAAUGGACCUGCCAGCUCGGUCCAAAGGUCUUCAGAGAGUUUGGCUUGUCAUCUGCUGGUGCUUGAAAACCUUGGACUGCGUGAGCGGUCUGUGCUGGCUUCACACUGAAAGGGACCCUGAGGAAUGUGCAGCUGCUGUUGGAUUCCUAGUCCACUAGAGUCAAAGAUUGUUGUUGUUGAGUGACCCAGUAGGUAGACGGCUGCGGCAGGACGUCAAGGUUCACCUGGGAGCACGGGUCCAGCUCAGUUUGUGCUAGACUUUUGGCCUUUCUUCUCAGUUUAAGCUGGAGGUUUUAAUUUUGACUGGCAAGAUUUUAAAUGUAUUUAAUUUAAUUGUCACACUGUUCGCCCAAACUUGGUUGGCUGGUUUCCCCCAAAUUUGAGUGGCUUUACACUGAUGAGAGACGAAAUGACAAGGUGGUGGAUGACGGAGCAAGACCCUCAUCCUGGAGAGCGAGCGUCGGCCCACCCCAACGAGGAUCAAUCACUGGGAUCUGUUUGCUGCCCGGGUCACAGCCACCCUGCGACCCGUUGAAGAAGAAGCAGAAGAAGAUGCACUAACUUGUUUCUGAGGAUAAUCUUACUGAAGAAGAAUGUGAAAUCAUUUUAGAAACUGCUGGUUUAUAGUGAGGGGCCUCGGGGAAUCUUUCUGACUUGUGGCUUCCUCUUGGUGGUUCGGGAUCUAGUGACUUGGUGAGUGAGACAAAUCCUAGUCCUGUGCAGGGCAUCACCAAAAAUAAAUUAUUUUGAUUUGGA